Molecule: messenger RNA, 987 nt
Organism: Prunus armeniaca (apricot)
Lineage: Eukaryota; Viridiplantae; Streptophyta; Magnoliopsida; Rosales; Rosaceae
Source: the annotation of a GenBank genome assembly
AUGGAAGAGGUUUUGGAGAGGCAAGAGCAAGAAAGGCAAGCGAGAAUGCGUAGAAGAGCUGCAAGCAAAAGGGCGCAGAGAGAACUAGAUGAGCAACUUGGUGUGGCUGCUGCUUUGCUAGAGGAAGAAAACCAGAGCUGCCGUGGUUCACGAGAAGGCUGGGCACCGAAUGUGGAUAGACAUAGACAUUCUCGGGAUAAGAAUCUUCUAGAAGAUUAUUUUAUCCCACAAUCUCUGUACUCUGAUGUUCAUUUUCGAGCAAGAUAUAGAAUGCAACCCCAUUUAUUCAAUAAAGUCAUGCAUGAUAUUUGCAAUUAUGAUGACUACUUUGUUCAAAAGAAAAAUUGUGCUGGAAAUUUGGGGCUUCUUCCAGAGCAAAAGUUCACAGCUGUGAUACGAAUGUUGGCGUAUGGGUCAUCUGUUGAUCAAGUGGAUGAGAUUGCCAGGAUGGGGAAGUCCACUAUUUUGGAGAGCUUUGUGCGAUUUUGUGAUGCAGUGGAAACUCUGUACACUAGGGACUACCUGCGCAGACCUACGCCCAAGGACCUGCAACGGCUUCUACAAAAAGCUGAGUCUUGUGGAUUUCCUGGGAUGAUUGAUAGCAUUGACUGCAUGCACUGGCGAUGGAAAAAUUGUCCAACUGCUUGGCAAGGGGAUUAUGGCAAUCGGAAAGGGCAGAAAAGCAUCAUCCUCGAAGCAGUUGCUGGUUUUGAUACAUGGGUUUGGCACGCCUUCUUUGGAGUUGCCGGCUCUCAAAACGAUUUGAAUGUCCUAGAGGGGUACAGAAAAGAUGUGGAGAGGUACUUUGGUAUCCUUCAAGCCUGGUGGGCAAUUAUCAAGGGCGCGGCGCGUCUAUUCGAUGAGGAGGUGCUUAGGAGUAUAAUGAUGACUUGUAUCAUCCUCCACAACAUGAUUGUAGAAGAUGAGUAUGAUUAUGAUGCUGAUGAAGUGUAUGAACCAGAUCCCAUGAACACGGCCUUAACAUGA